Messenger RNA from Penicillium concentricum, 333 nucleotides. RefSeq lists its product as uncharacterized. NCBI's taxonomy places the organism in Eukaryota, Fungi, Ascomycota, Eurotiomycetes, Eurotiales, Aspergillaceae. The record is from RefSeq and is a predicted model, not a curated record. Bases 1 to 333 code for a protein of 110 amino acids. The transcript has a single exon.
AUGCCUUCUAACCUAAUCACUGUCACCCAGGGAACCUGGCUGCCAGAAGAAGUCAAAGUCAGCAUGCUGCCCGACCUCCCAAAGCUUACCACAAGCAUGGACCCUAGCGAGUGGUGUCGUAUUGUACGCAAGGCUCUACGCCUAGACUUGCUCCAUUUCCUGGUUGAAAUUUCGGUCAUCCACCCCAAACCAUCCGACAAAGAUUACGAAAACUGGCUUUCUUGGUCGGCUGCUGUCUACCUGUGGCUGUAUACGAACAUGGAAGAGAACGUGCGGAAUAUGAUCCACAACAUGUCUGAUCGACCUGAGGAUCUGCUCGCUGAUUGGCUUUAA